This is a messenger RNA of Puccinia graminis f. sp. tritici CRL 75-36-700-3, 918 nucleotides long. RefSeq lists its product as uncharacterized. Lineage: Eukaryota; Fungi; Basidiomycota; Pucciniomycetes; Pucciniales; Pucciniaceae. Gene Ontology annotation, molecular function: metal ion binding; pre-mRNA binding; U6 snRNA binding. The transcript is spliced from 4 exons. Gene Ontology annotation, cellular component: Prp19 complex; U2-type catalytic step 2 spliceosome; U2-type catalytic step 1 spliceosome. Bases 1 to 918 code for a protein of 305 amino acids. The record is from RefSeq and is a predicted model, not a curated record.
AUGUCGAAGCAAUCGCUAGGAAAAGAGUGCAAGAUCUGUACCCGACCGUUUACGAUCUUCCGUUGGCUGCCCGGAGCAGGGAUGAGGUACAAGAAAACAGAGAUCUGUCAGACCUGUGCCAAGCUCAAGAACGUCUGCCAGACUUGCUUGCUCGACCUUCAGUAUGGUCUGCCCACUCAAGUUAGGGAUACCGCUCUCGGUAUUAACUCUAAAGCUCCCAUCAGUAAUAUUAAUCGCGAAUAUCACGCCCAAAACAUGGAAGGGAAAUUGGAAGGAUCAUCUGAUCUGAUAAACUAUGAUCGCCAAGAUGCUGGCGGAAAGGACGUGUUAAAACGACUAGCUCGGACCGAUCCAUACUAUAAACGAAACCGACCGCAUAUUUGCUCGUUUUACGCUAAAGGUGAAUGCGCUCGGGGUGAUGGAUGCCCUUAUCGACAUGAAGUACCUGUAGAGAAUGAGCUAAGUAAACAAAACAUCCAAGAUCGAUAUCAUGGAAGAAAUGAUCCGGUAGCCCGGAAGAUUCUAUCAGCCUAUGCGCAAACAACAGGCCUUACGCCGCCGGAAGACGAGAGCAUAGUCUCAUUAUUCCUAUCCUCCUUACCUUCUGAAGCGACGAACGAGUCGAUGAUCCGGCACUUCUUCAACUCGAUCGGGAUCGAGUCGCCGAAGAUCAAGUCGGUGGUCGUGGUGCCUACGUCGAAGUGUGCAUUUGUCAACUUUGCCAGUCGGUCGAUCGCCGAGGAUGCGGCUAGUCGGUGUAGCGUUCGGGUCCAGAUCGCCGCCAAGGACGUCCUCGUCCGUUGGGGUCGCUCCAAGCCCAAGAAAAACGGCCCCGAGGGGAGCAGAGCCGCGUUGUCUGGACCGGCCGAUGAGGCUAAUGCGUCCGUCGGAGAGCGCGAAAUCGCUAGUAGCAUGUAA